AUGGCGACAUUUCGUACGUCCUCAGACACUCUCGUCACGUCCCGACCUGCUGCUCCCAGUCAAUCGCCCGCCGAGGUCGACAUGCAACAUGCCUUUUUAGCACCAGACUCACGGGCUGCCACGGAAGUCGAAUUGGCCGAUUUGGACACUGCGCCUCCCGUCUCACCCAAAGUACUCGAUGUCUCGACCAAAGCCAGUGACGAAACGGCAUUCGAGGACAAUCAUGAAUCUGUCACAGUUGUUCGACGCCGCGGGCGAUUCCGUCUCAAGCACCAAAGCCAGUACGAAAAUAGUCUUCUUGCCGGCGUCGGAUACCUGGAACUGGCCAAUGCCGCGGACUUUGCCGCGAAUGUGUGGAACCAAGUUCCUGUACCGAAGUUCGCGGCGGCGUUGAUGGGUGUUGGUGCAACAUGUGCGUUGGGCAUGGUAUUCGUCGCGAUGCAGGAUUUUCGACUCGGCUUGCGGAAUGUGAAGCUCCUUCGUGCGGAGAGAGUGCGUCUGCAGGAUUCACUACGCCAAUUUCAACCACAGCAAGAGAUUACCAAAUACUUGAGUAGCAGGCUGGCUGUGAAUACAAGAGAGCUCGGCACUGAGAUUGUCGACCGUAUCGUGAUGGAUGUUCUCAUGGGGUUCGGGUCGAUGCUUGUCGGCGUGGGGACGUAUAUGGCUAUAGGUGGAGCCAACCGCCGCGUCUUUCUAGCCAGCAACCUCCUCUCAGGGUAUAUCGGAAAUGGUAUGGCGGCAAUGUUUGGCCUGAUCAAUGCCGUGUGGUCGGUCUUUCUCUUACACCGCUUCCAACAACAACUCAACGCUAUCCGGUCUUCAUAUCCGAACGACGAUAUCAAGCGUCGAUUACACCAGCGUGUACGCCGGUUUCAAUGGCACUCUAUCAUUAACGCCAUCAAUGGAUUGGUGGCUGGCGCUGCGUCGAUGGUCACCGCGGAACGGUGGUGGGGAUACGUGGUGUUAAUACCUUGCAUUAUUUCGUUGAUUGUCGUCAACUUCUUCUGGCGCAAAAAGCUCGGCUAUGACAGGCCGAUGUUUGUGGAAACCCCCGAGAUGACCUGUGAGAGCCGCUUUCUGGUUGAGGAUUUACAGCUCGUGAUUUCGAUGCAGCAUCAUCUCGCUGAAGGUCAGCCGGCCCUACCUGGUACAGUUGUCGACUGGACUUCGCUGGAGUCCGUGUUGACAUUCAUCAAAAACCAAGGCAUGCUGGAGAACUACAGCAAGUCGCUCAUACAAAAUAAGCACACACGGAGACUUCUCUCCGAGAGUUCCCUUUCCCCGACCCCUGCAACCGAAAUCACCCUCUCGGUGAACACCAUCCUUGUCCUCUCAUCACAAUCUUCCCGACAUGUAACCAUUCUAAAGGAUCAUACGCGUCGGUUCCUUGAGCAUGGCGGACAUCAAUUUUUCGUUUAUCGCGAGCGACAUCUCCUCGAAGUUCUUAGCUUCUCCAUCUGGCAGGACCAGAUAUCCCACUUUGCUUGUACCAAAGCCGAAUCCUCAUCGAGGAGUGACUCUAAUUACCCGCUUCCCUCAUGGCAGCUAGACCAAGGCUGCUAUACAUAG
Molecule: messenger RNA, 1572 nt
Organism: Penicillium diatomitis
Lineage: Eukaryota; Fungi; Ascomycota; Eurotiomycetes; Eurotiales; Aspergillaceae
Exons: 1
Coding region: 1-1572 (523 amino acids)
Source: RefSeq, a predicted model, not a curated record